AUCAGUUAUAUUUUAAUUUUAAAAGAAUUGAAAGCAAAAUCUAUCGGUUAUUUAAAAAAAAAAGAUGAAAACUUUCGUAAUUGUCUCAUUAGUAGUUGCCUUAACCUCAUCAGCUUGGGGACUUUCCGAUGAAUUGAAAAAAGAAAUUGGUAAACAUGCAGCUGUAUGUAUUAAAGAAGUCCAAGUUGAAGAAGCUGUUUUAAAUGAAUCAAUUUCAAAAAAUUUGGAAGAACCUAAUGAACAAGUCCAAUGUUUUGUGAAAUGUGUUAUUGAAAAGAUUGGAUUAUUCGAAGACAAUGCAUUAAAUGUAGAAAAUGCACGUAAACAUUUAUCUCAACACCAUCCAGAAGACAAAGUUGAACACCUCUUAGAAACGUGCAAGGAUGUUAAAGGUGAAAAUGCAUGUGGAACUGCAUUUAAUAUUGUAAAAUGCUACGAGGCUCAUGCAAAUCAUACUAGAUUAUGUCAAAUUACGUGUGAAGAAAAACUUAUUGAUGCUGAUCAGAUGGUUGAUACACUUAUCAAAAAUGGUUUAGAAUGUCUUUCAGAAACUCGACUUGACAGAAAUGACUUGGAGAAAUUAAUCCGACAAGAUUUAAAAAAUCCAACUGAAAAUCAAAAAUGUUUUGCAAAAUGUGUAGUUGAUAAAGCACAAUUCGUUAAAAAUGGUGAAUUAGAUCAAAAUACAAUACGUGGUAUAUUAUUAAAAGAUCAUUCAAAGGAAUGGACUGAACGCCUUAUUAAUGCUUGUCCAUACCCAAAUGGUAAAAGUGAUUGUUCAUCAGCAUUUGACUUGGCUAUUACUGCUUAUGCUGAACCAAAUGAAUCGCCAGAAUAUAUAGCACAAAAAUGUGCUCUAAGAACUGGUGUAACUCCAACUCAAAUAACAGCAUUAAAGGCUGGUGAUUUUUCCAAGCCAAAUGAAGAAAUUCGAUGUUAUGCUAAAUGUAUAUUAGAUCAUUCAGAGCUUUUGGAAGAAGGAAUGAUAAGAGAAAAUUUAUUAUUAAAAAGAUUUUCAGGAAAAAUUCCUAAAGAACAGAUUAACAAAGCUAUUGGAAAAUGCAAAACAGUUACUGGACAAGAUCAUUGCCAAGUUGCUUAUAAUUUGGUUAAAUGUUUCUCAGAAAACAAAAUGAAAUUAAUUUAAAUUCAACAACCCGAAGAAAAUGAAAGAAAUUUUAAUAAUGCAAACAUUUUUUGAAGCACAUCUAGCACAUAUUAUUAUAUGAAUUCACCUGCAGCUGGAUACAACAUAAUAAUUAUAAGUGAAU
Molecule: messenger RNA, 1271 nt
Organism: Condylostylus longicornis
Lineage: Eukaryota; Metazoa; Arthropoda; Insecta; Diptera; Dolichopodidae
Exons: 6
Coding region: 65-1147 (360 amino acids)
Biological process (GO): sensory perception of smell
Molecular function (GO): odorant binding
Source: RefSeq, a predicted model, not a curated record